AUGAAAAUGUUAAUUUUGUUUCCAAUUGUUCUUCUAUUAGAUCAAGUUCAUCUCAAAUCACCUGAAUCAAUUCGCUGCCCAGUUAUAUCUCGAACUCGCCAAAAAGAAUUUCGUAUUCUUCAAUACGAAGAGUGCAGCAACAUCACUUUAAAAGCGUGUUUCCAGCAGGUUCUUCUCACUGAAAUUGUCGAACUUGAACAUGUUUCGUUUCUCUUCUCAUCGGGAUGUGCUUCUCAAAAAGAUCUCAAAAAGUUCAAUCUGACUGAAUCUAAGUUUCGAAAAUUGUGUAAAGAAUCAGGAACGAAGAGAUGCAAACACAUUUACCAGGAAGAUUAUGUAUAUGAAGGAACGUUCUGUUGUGAAACUGAUGCCGAUCAAAUGUUUUCAUCGUGGUUGUGGAAUGUCUUUUUUGGAAAAAGUGAGGAGAUGACCGAGUUGUUAGAGAGUACUGUGAAGUUUUUGCAAAGGAAACUGGAAGGAAAAAGCGAUGAACACAAAGAUUCGAGAUUUGUUUAUAUUAUUGGACCGUUUUUUGUCACUGGUCUUUUCACAGCGUUGUCACUUCUACAGUACUACCACAGUUAUGCUGAGUAUGGUGGGACGAUUUGGAAUGUGUUGAGAAGUAGUUUAGUUGGUGAGCCAGAUGAUGAGAAUUCCGAUGAUGAGGAAGGCGAUGAGUCCGAGAAGGAUCAUCAUCUGAAAAAAUCGUUGUUGAUUUGUUUUCUCAAACCUCUAGAUCUACUAGAAUCGCUUAGGCCUAGUAACAAUUAUCUGAAUUUACUCUAUAGAAACUUACACGCAUGUUCUGCCACCAGUACUUCUGACGAAGAGUACGAGACGAUUGUUGGAAUUGAGAUGCUCCGUUCUGGAGAGCAUCAGCACGAUGAUCCAGAGAGUUGA
Caenorhabditis remanei is the source of this 900-nucleotide messenger RNA. RefSeq lists its product as uncharacterized. The transcript is spliced from 4 exons. The coding region runs from base 1 to 900 and encodes 299 amino acids. The record is from RefSeq and is a predicted model, not a curated record. Lineage: Eukaryota; Metazoa; Nematoda; Chromadorea; Rhabditida; Rhabditidae.